Cynara cardunculus var. scolymus (artichoke) is the source of this 750-nucleotide messenger RNA. Its product is annotated as pathogenesis-related genes transcriptional activator PTI6-like. Gene Ontology annotation, biological process: regulation of DNA-templated transcription. The record is from RefSeq and is a predicted model, not a curated record. The transcript has a single exon. Gene Ontology annotation, molecular function: DNA-binding transcription factor activity; DNA binding. Bases 1 to 750 code for a protein of 249 amino acids. NCBI's taxonomy places the organism in Eukaryota, Viridiplantae, Streptophyta, Magnoliopsida, Asterales, Asteraceae.
AUGGAGGUUCCGGCAAUGUCAGAGAAGUUUUCUGACCAAGAAGAGUCACCAUGCCCAAGACAUAUAAGGAUAUCAAUGACCGAUCCCUAUGCAACUGAUUCUUUAAGAGAUGAAGAUGACGACCAUUUUGGACGGUGGCAUGUGAAGAAGUAUGUUAAUGAAAUUAACAUACAAACAUCGUGCAAAACUACAAUGAUGCUUGUCAAUGGGAAGAUGACGACGACAAGAAACAGCCCAUUUGCUCUAGAAUCGAAACAAAAAGCUCUGAAGAAGAAGAGAAGUCCAGCGGGUAACGUUAGGAAGUUCCGAGGAGUCCGGAAAAGACGUUGGGGUAGGUGGGCAGCAAAGAUUAUGGAUCCGGCUACACACCAACGGUUGUGGUUGGGGACAUAUGAUAGUGCUGUUACAAAUUUCGUUAUGCCAACGGUUUUGGAAAACCCACCACUUGAGAAUGUUACAUCAAUUUCCGACCAUCAUCCCAACCUAAAGUCGUUCAAGCUUCCACUUACGGAUGCACCACCUUUGGAUUACCAAUCAUUUGACUCAAUACAACUUGGUGAUGAAGUUGCAUUUUUUAAUAUGCAUCAUGAUUUCGGGUCUAUAGACCCAAACCAAUUUGAUGAUUUUGGUACAAUACCUAUUGUUCAUAACUUCGUUCCUGAUAUUGGACGUGGAUCUCCCUCAACUUUACAAAUAGAUAACUACUUCGAAGAUAUUUCAUAUAGUACUUUAGACUCAUGGUUUUCCUAA